Ricinus communis (castor bean) is the source of this 1933-nucleotide messenger RNA. Its product is annotated as cytochrome P450 72A397. Gene Ontology annotation, molecular function: heme binding; oxidoreductase activity, acting on paired donors, with incorporation or reduction of molecular oxygen; iron ion binding. The record is from RefSeq and is a predicted model, not a curated record. The coding region runs from base 207 to 1769 and encodes 520 amino acids. Lineage: Eukaryota; Viridiplantae; Streptophyta; Magnoliopsida; Malpighiales; Euphorbiaceae. The transcript is spliced from 5 exons.
AGAGAAAGAAGCUUUGACUGGUAAUAAUACAGAAACUUCAAUCAUCUCUUACAAUUAAAUGAGACAGCAGUAUGGCUUUCUCUCUCUCUCCCUCUCUAUGUGGAUAUAUAUAUUGAGGAACAAAUAACAUAUAAGCAGCCACUGAUUAAACAUAUACAAGAAACCCAAAAAUUACAUGAGACAAGAAUCUGUUCUUGUUUUUGCUCAUGGAUGACCUUGUUUUAUACUCUUUAAUGCCUUUUUCUUUACUAUUUCUUGCAAUCUAUGGAGCUGGGAAAGCUCUCUACUCCAUCUGGUGGAAACCUAAGUGGCUGGAGAGGAGGUUAAGGCAGCAAGGUAUAGAUGGCACACCUUACAAGCUCUUGGUUGGGGAUAUGAAAGACUUCAUAAAAAUGAUAACUGAAGCAUGGUCCAAACCUGUUAAUCUAAACCAUAAGAUUGUUCAACGAGUAGAUCCAUUUACUUUCAAUACUGUUCAGAAGUAUGGGAAAAUAUCAAUGUUUUGGAAUGGGAAAACGCCAAGGUUGAUCAUUUCAGACCCUGAACUAAUGAAAGAAGUGUUGUCUAACAAACUAGGUCACAUUCAGAAGCCACCGUUGAACCCACUAAUUCUAAUUCUUGCAAGAGGAUUGACAGUUUUAGAGGGCGAGAAGUGGGCUAUACACAGAAGAUUGAUAAAUCCUGCUUUUCACUUGGAAAAGCUUAAGGGGAUGGUACCAGUAUUUGUAAUCAGUUGCAACAAAAUGAUAGAAGAGUGGAAGAAGAUGAUUAAUCAUCAAGAAACUUGUGAAGUGGAUGUCUGGCCAGAGAUUCAAAAAGUAGCCAAGGAUAUCAUUUCACGGGCAGCAUUUGGAAGCAAUUAUGAAGAAGGAAAAAAGAUAUUUGAACUUCAACAUGAGUUGAUGAUGCUGACAAUAGAAGCAAUGCAGACCUUAUAUAUUCCUGGUUUCAGAUUUGUUCCUACAAAGAAGAACCGGAGGAGAAAGAAGUUGAAUAUAGAAAUUACAUCAAUGCUGAGAGAUAUAGUUGAGAGGAAACAGAAUGCAAUGAGAACUGGGCAAUCCAAGGUUGAUGACUUGCUAAGUUUGCUUUUGCACUCUAGUGAACAGAAUAGUUCAGGAAAUGAAAGUGGAAGAAGAAGUGAUGGAUUGACAAUUGAAGAGGUAAUAGAGGAGUGCAAGGUUUUCUACCUAGCUGGCCAAGAAACAACCUCAAGCUUGUUAACAUGGACGAUUAUAGUUUUAGCUAUGCACCAAGACUGGCAAGAAAAGGCGAGGGAAGAAGUUCUACAAGUUUGUGGAAAGAAAGAACCUGAUUUUGAAGCUUUGACACAUCUCAAGACUGUAACAAUGAUUCUGAAUGAAGUGUUGAGGUUAUAUCCACCAGCAAUUGCUCUAUAUCAACAUGCUCGAGAGGCAACCAAGAUAGGAGAUAUCAGUAUUCCAGCAGGAGUUGACAUUACUCUGCCCACAAUGCUAAUUCACCGUGAUCCUGAGUUCUGGGGUGAUGAUGCAGAAGAAUUUAAACCAGAGAGAUUUGCUGCAGGAAUCACAAAGGCAUCUAAAGAUCAUUUGGCAUUCUUUCCUUUUGGUUGGGGUCCAAGGAUCUGUAUUGGCCAAAGCUUUUCUUUGUUAGAAGCUAAGACAGUUUUGGCUAUGAUUCUACAGCAUUUCUCAUUCGAACUGUCACCUUCGUAUGCUCAUGCCCCCUAUACUGUUAUGACACUGCAGCCACAGCGUGGAGCUCAACUUAUAAUACACCAAGUAUAAAUUGCCUCGUAAUUCAUUGUCAUAAUGACUUGCAUCUUGUGAAUAAUGUCUUCCGUCUCUAAAGACUAUUCCCAUGUGUGCCUGAUUGUUGCAAUUGAGUUCUAAUGUUUCCUAGUAGAUUAGAUUCCAGAAAUAAAUCCUUAAGAUUUUUGCUUUUGAGUAAA